Messenger RNA from Orcinus orca (killer whale), 602 nucleotides. RefSeq names its product alpha hemoglobin stabilizing protein (gene AHSP). Bases 157 to 435 code for a protein of 92 amino acids. NCBI's taxonomy places the organism in Eukaryota, Metazoa, Chordata, Mammalia, Artiodactyla, Delphinidae. Gene Ontology annotation, cellular component: cytoplasm. Gene Ontology annotation, biological process: protein stabilization; protein folding; erythrocyte differentiation. The transcript is spliced from 3 exons. Gene Ontology annotation, molecular function: hemoglobin binding. The record is from RefSeq and is a predicted model, not a curated record.
CUCCGCGUACUCUUCCAGCCAGCCCAGGAACCAGAUGGUUCCUUUCCGACCUCCCGGCCCCGCCUCGACCCCUCGGGGCUGGUCCCGGUCCUGGUUCUUUGUAGCAUCUUGUCUGGGGCCGCGGGAACCUUUUGGCCCGCCAAGCCCUGAAGGCAGAUGGCCCUUCUUCAAACCAAUAAGGAUCUCAUUGCUACAGGAAUGAAGGAAUUUAACAUUCUGCUAAAUCAGCAGGUCUUCUCUGCUCCUGUUGUCCCUGAAGAAGACAUGGUGACUGUGGUGAAUGACUGGGUGAACUUCUACAUCAGCUAUUAUAGGAAGCAGAUGGUGGGGGAGCAGCAAGAGCAGGACAAGGCUGUGCAGGAGCUUCGGCAAGAGCUGAAUACUCUGUCUGCCUCUUUCCUGGACAAAUACAGGAACUUCCUGAAGUCCUUGUGAGCACCCGAUCGCAGGCUGCCUUCCUCCUAGCCGGGAGACCCAGGCUUGUCUGAGACCCUUAAAUGCUGCCUCUGUGUCUUCAAGGCCUCAGGCUCUGCCCCUUCAUGGUGUUACUGCACCCUGACACCUCAAUAAAGACCAGUACUGGUUUUGGUGGUUUUCCUGGC